Molecule: messenger RNA, 909 nt
Organism: Acanthosepion pharaonis
Lineage: Eukaryota; Metazoa; Mollusca; Cephalopoda; Sepiida; Sepiidae
Source: the annotation of a GenBank genome assembly
AUGGGCGCACACCCAGACGACUACCGCAAGGUUGCGCCACCGCACUCUUUCAUUCAUGUGGACGACUUCGAGUCGCCGGCAGCCUUGGCCGCCUACCUGCACAAACUGGACCAAAACGACGAUCUCUACAACGAGUAUUUUAAGUGGAAGGGUACGGGCGAGUUCAUAAACACUUUCUUUUGGUGCCGCGUGUGUGCGAUGAUACACGCAGCCGACAACCACAAGCCAAGUUGGUACGAAGACAUUGAUACGUGGUGGAGGGGUGAUGGUAUUUGCAUAGGAAAAGAGAGCUGGACGCAUAAGAACAGUGAGAUAGAUUUUCUUUCUAUUUAUCGUGUCUAUCUAUCUUUCUGUUUAUCUAUCUGUUUGUAUAUCUAUCUAUCUAUCUAUCCGUCUAUCUCUGUCUAUUCGUAUCUAUCUAUUUAUCGCAGCUUAUUCGUAUCUAUCUAUCUAUCUAUCUAUCUAUCUAUCUCAUCCUGUUCACAUCUAUCUAUCUCUCAAUCUCAUUCUGUUCACAUCUAUCUGUGUGUUCAUUAUCUAUCUAUCUAUCUAUCUAUCUAUCUAUCUGAGUGUGUUCAUUAUCUAUCUAUCUAUUUAUCUAUCUAUCUAUCUAUUGCAGUCCAUUCGUAUUUAUCUAUUGCAACUAUGGAGAAUAUCACCUAUUUUCGCAUUUUGGCACGGUCAUUGAGUUCAAAGUUUCCUUGUAAGGCCGACUCUUGCUUGCAAUCAGAAGAGACAAUGACGACAGGAAAUUGUAGCCCGGAUGAUGAGACAUCUCUGGCUCUGUAUUCGCUCUUUUUUCUUUUCUUGAAUUCAGUUAAAUCUUUGCAUUUUGAAGCUGGCUGUGGCGUCCCGGAUAGUGUUGCGCCUUGCUUGCGAUCCAUGGCUUCCGUUUCCCAGGUUUGGUGA